Messenger RNA from Pararge aegeria (speckled wood butterfly), 908 nucleotides. RefSeq names its product proteasome subunit alpha type-6-like. Gene Ontology annotation, cellular component: cytosol; nucleus; proteasome core complex, alpha-subunit complex. The transcript has 5 exons. Lineage: Eukaryota; Metazoa; Arthropoda; Insecta; Lepidoptera; Nymphalidae. The record is from RefSeq and is a predicted model, not a curated record. Bases 115 to 855 code for a protein of 246 amino acids. Gene Ontology annotation, biological process: ubiquitin-dependent protein catabolic process.
CAAAAAGUCAUUGCUGUCAAAUUAGCGGCUGUCACUUGUCAAACUUAAGUACAUACCUUCUCCAAACAAGUUCCAUUUAUUCUGUAAAUUUAAUAUCUCAAGAAAGAUAAAACGAUGGCUCGCGAAAGUAGUGCUGGAUUCGAUAGACAUAUAACUAUUUUCUCGCCUGAAGGCCGGCUGUACCAAGUUGAAUAUGCUUUAAAAGCAAUAAACCAAGGCGGGUUGACGUCCGUGGCCUUGCGCGGCGCGGACACCGCGGUAGUGGCGGCGCAGCGCAAGGUCCCCGACCGGCUGCUGGACCCAUCCUCCGUCACUCAUCUCUUCCGACUCACUGAUCAUAUAGGAUGCGUGAUGACUGGCAUGACUGCCGACAGCAGGUCUCAAGUGCAGCGAGCACGUUAUGAGGCAGCCAACUGGAGGUACAAGUAUGGCUCGGAUAUCCCAGUGCACAUCUUGUGUCGCCGCAUUGCUGAUGUCUCUCAGGUGUACACACAGAAUGCAGAGAUGAGACCACUUGGCUGCACUAUGAUGCUGAUCGCUUAUGACGACGAGAAUGGUCCCUCUGUGUACAAGACGGAUCCGUCGGGCUACUACUGCUCGUACAAGGCGGUGGCCGCGGGCGCCAAGGCCACAGACGCGAACGCCUAUCUGGAGAAGAAGCUGAAGAAGCGCUCGGACCUCUCCUCGGACGACGCGGUGCAGAUGGCCAUUGCUUGUCUCUCACAAGUGCUGUCGGUGGACUUCAAGUCGUCGGAGAUCGAGGUGGGGGUGGCUAGCAAGGAAGACUCCAAGUUCAGAGUGCUGACAGAGAGUGAGAUCGACAGACAUUUAACGGCAAUUUCUGAGAAGGAUUAAAGGAUUGCUAUUAUUACAAGUGUAUAAUUUUAAUAAAAAAAUGUAAUCAUCCA